AUGAAGAAGGAGAUGCAAAGGCCACUCCUGCAAGAGGAGAAGCGCUCCAACGGGAAGAAAGCCGGCUCCGGUACGCCCCUGUCCACGGCUCUGAACCUCGCGGCCUCUUCCAUGGGCACGGGCUUGCUGACAUUGCCGCACGCAUUUGCAUGCUGCGGGCCGGCGCUUUGCAUCCUCUUACUCGGAAUUCUUGCCCUCACGACGGACGUGACUCUGAUUCUGCUUAUACGGUUGGGAAGGCAUCUGGGAGUCUCAACCUUCGGCUCCUUGAUGCAGAAGCUCUUUGGUAAGAACGGCUCGGGCUGCUUUCAGCUGAUGCUGAUCUCCGUCUUGUUCCUGGCCUUGACAGCCAUGCAGCGGGUUGUGCUCGACCUUCUGCCGAUCUUCAUGGAGGCGAUGUGCGGUUUCAGCCACGUGUCGCCCUUGGGGCUGAGUAUGAUAGUCAAUGUGUUCGUGCUGGCUGCCUGCUUUUCGGGGAGCUACCACGCCUUGAGGUUCACCUCAGGUGCGGCCUUGCUUUGCUUGGUGCCCUUCAUGGUGGCCCUGGGUCAGGACGCCCUCGCAGACCGCUCCGAGAAGCCUCCCCCACGUCCCGCCUCGGAGGCGGCUUCCAUGCAGGGGUUUUUGAUGUCUUCGCCGAUCCUGGCCUCUGCCCUGGCCGGUGGGCACUUCUCUGUGAUGGAGAUGGCUGCCGAGCUGAAACCCCAGCACAGGGAGUCCAUCUAUGGCGUGAUUCAUGUGGUGUUUUUGGGUGUCCUUCCCAUCUGCUAUGUUCUCGUCUCUUUGGCCGGGGUCUCGCUCUUCGGUGCAGACACGCCUGAGGACAUCUUGGUUGAGUUUCAAGGCAACUCGAUCAUGGAGCUUGCAAGAGGAGUUCUAAGCUUCACCAAUGCGCUUCGCAUGCCCCUGAUCCUUAUGCCGUUGCACAGCCUGGUUUGUGACACCAUGGUUCUCUUCACCUCGCGGGAUGUGAAGGCUUCUGGUAGCAACGGUGGCAGCAGUCCCCUCUUGAAUGUGUGGCGGAACAUCGUGGGCAUGCCCAUCCUGCUCUUCGGGGCGGCAUGCCUGGCGCAGUGGCUGAGCACACUUUCGAGCAUCCUGGGGCUUCUGGGAGGUACCUGUGGGGUGCUAGGCUGCUUCUGCAUUCCAGGUGCAAUGUACCUCUGGGUUUGGCGAGCAGAAGGGAGGAGCAUCUCUUCAAACUAUGCCGUUCUCGCGGCCUUUGCCAUUCUCGUUGGAUUUGCUGUCGUGGUAUCUUGCUGCCUAUCCUGGAUCUGGUGA
This is a messenger RNA of Symbiodinium sp. CCMP2456, 1281 nucleotides long. The record is from the annotation of a GenBank genome assembly. Lineage: Eukaryota; Dinophyceae; Suessiales; Symbiodiniaceae.